Molecule: messenger RNA, 2035 nt
Organism: Corylus avellana
Lineage: Eukaryota; Viridiplantae; Streptophyta; Magnoliopsida; Fagales; Betulaceae
Source: RefSeq, a predicted model, not a curated record
UAAAUAAUUAAAAUACUCACCAAAUUAUUGAAAUAUUGGGUGCAAUUUUGAUGAGCACAUGUGAAAAAAAUAGGGAGUAUUCUCUCUCUCUCUUCUUCUUCUUUUUCAACCUCCGACCUCCAGCCAAGCGUCUCACCACCGAAACUCCGGCGCCGCUUCCAGCUCCGUCGCCCGCUUCUCCGCCGACCUCCGACCUUCAGCCAACUCAUCGGUUACUUGCUUCGCUAUGAAUCCGGUUCCAUUCCAAUCCGCGGCACCACAGCUGUGGUUUCCGAUGUUACCGCCUAACCCGCCAAUGUCGCGAGCCUUUUGGGAGACUCAAAAUGUGAAGGAUCGGCUUAGAGAGCUACAAGAUACUCUUGAUCUUGCACAAGCAAUGGAGAAAGAGUUAGAGAUGUUGUCAAUGAUCAAAGAUGGUAAAGGGUGUAUGGAAGAUGAAGGCUAUUGGUCCAAUGGCAUUUCGGUUCAUGGGUUCAAAAAAAUUUUGGAAGAUAAGGGGGUUAGUAUGGAAUCCCAAGAGUCGUGUUCUGUGGUUGCGGCGAAUACAUUGAUGGCAAAAUUAAGAGCUCUGCUUGAACCAUUUAGGGUGAUCAUGGAUGAAAGGACUCCAUGGGAAGAAAGGUCUGCCGCUGUUAGAUUGUCAGAUAAAAUUGGGAAGUAUAAACGAAAUAAACUUUGGAGGAAAAGAAAGAGGAAGCGCAUUGCAGAAAUGCGCUCAAAGGAGCGUGAACUAUUUGAACAAGCCGAUCAAGAAGCUGAUGAAUGGAGGGCUAGGGAGAUUGCUAAUGAUAUUGCAAAGCGCAAGGUAGAGAAGAUGAAAGAAGUUGCAAAUAUUAAAGCAAGAGAGGAGAGAAAGAGACUAGAAUUGGAGCUUGAGCAGGUAUUAAUCGUGGAGAAAUUGCAAGAGUUGCGUUCCAUUAGGAUCCAAAAAUUGAAGAAACAAGGUCAUUUCCUUCCCGAGGAGGAUGACAAGUUUCUUGAGAGAGUUCAAGCCGCGGUUGAAGAAGAGGAGCGCCAGGCAAUUGCUGCAGCUGACACAGAUGCUGCUAGGGAUGCCAUUGCAACUGCUGAGGAAUCUAGGAAACCCCUCCAGAGUCACGGGCCUGACUCAAAAGUUCUAAGCAGUGAUAAAGGCGGUAGUAAGGAAAGUAUAGACCCAAUAUAUGAAACUGAAAAUUAUAAAGGCCCCACUACAGUCACUGCCAGUGAUGGUGGAAAACAAGGAUCAGAGGGACAAGGAUUUAGUGGAGCUUAUGAAUCUGUGGCAAAUCUACCGUUAGAGUUCUAUCAUUAUUAUCAUGGCAGCAAUACUGAUAUGGGCACGCUUAUUGAGGUGAGAAGAGCAUGGGAUACAUAUAUAAGACCAGGAGGAAGCCGCAUACCAGGGCAUUGGGUUCAACCAUCUCCUCCAGCUGAUGAGAUAUGGGCAUCCUACCUGGUGAGGCUUAAAUGAUGCCUUGACUGCAGAGUUUAUGGCUGUUUUUGCUGAAAAAAACAUGGUGAUAUGUUGCAAGUUUGAUUGCAUUUGGCAAACUCAUUUUCCUCAUCUGCAUUGUCAAAUACCAACAUGCAUAAAGCAGAAAGAUACAGGAGUUUGAAGUCAACUACAAGUGCACAUGUAGCUUAUUACAAAGACUGGUGCGAGCCUGAGAGUGUUAGAUACCUGGAGUGGACCAAAGUCUGAAGCUCUCAAUAUCCAGAAACAAGACGUCACCAAAAGACAUUCGCAGAGAGCAUAUACAGGAAGGCUUAUAUACGGCAUCAAGGAAUCCAUUACAGGAAGAGGAGGGUUUGCAUACUGUUGCCGCUUGCUUUUUGUUCAAAGUUAUGGACGAUCAUAUAUAUAAUGUGUGUCCAUUUUACCCAAAUAAAUAAGCAGGAUAUAUGUACUAGGGUUAUCAAGAAGAGGUUUUUUUUCUCUCUUUUCAUUGGGAGUAGGUGGGGUGGAUGGGGGUGGAAAUGAGGGUUAUUGCUUAUUAUGCAGAAGUGGGUCAUUCAAUGUAAUUUGAAAUUUAAAACGAAAUCCUUUUCAGUA